CAACAUGGAUAUGGCACUAACGCUUAUUGACGUUUUAAAGUUUGUUGUUUAAGCGACAACAAACUGGGCACCCCUUUGAAAAUGGUACAUUCCACAUCUGACCGUCCAAAACAAAGAUGGCACAUGAUAUGAACUUUAACUAACGUGUCUUCAAGGCGAAAACGAAACCUUACAACCACCGUGUGACUGAAACUGAUCCCUGAGGCUGUAGUAUAACGACCCGUAGUCAUGGCACUGCAGAUAUCAGCUCUACUCUCACAUGUCAGAGCCCCUCUGUGCACCCUGCUCCGUGCUGACUUCCAGGGUGUCAAGUUCAAACACGUGUUGAGUCCUGGACGCCUCCAGCUGGGAGCGAAGCCAGCAACAAGUCCUAGUCCUGUCCGCGGCCAUAUUAAAGCUGUGAAGUUGUCAACGACAGCAGCAGCAGCAGCAGGUCUGUGGAGGUCCAGCCAGGUGAAGGUGUCCUCCUCCUCAUCCCGAGGGAGGAGAGGUUGGCUGGGUCAGGUAGCCCUCUGUGGUGCCGCCCUCCUGGGAGUGAGCACCGGCGCGCUGCUCCAGUCUCUCCACACCGGAACAGUCACCGCCAUGGACCGGAAAGUUAACCUGAACUCCGCUGAGGGAGACUGGAAGGAGACCAAGGACUCCUUGCUGUCCAUGUCUGUGAAGGACAGGCGUCAGCACUACAGGACGUCUAACUCCGUGCCACUGGACGACGUCUCAGUGUGGACUCCCACUGCAGGUGGUUCUGGAAAACCUCUCUAUCAGAGGAAUGAAAAGUUGGACCAGAAGAUUUCCCUCUACAGCGGCGACAUCACCAAGCUGGAGAUAGACGCUAUCGUCAAUGCAGCCAACAAGAGUCUGCUCGGCGGAGGUGGAGUGGACGGAGCGAUCCACCGCGCUGCAGGUCCAAUGCUAAAAAAGGAGUGUGCUUCCCUCCACGGCUGUGAGACCGGAGAGGCCAAGAUCACUUGUGGCUACGGCCUCCCAGCAAAGUAUGUGAUCCACACUGUGGGGCCGAUCGCACAAGGUGGAGUGGGAGAGGAGGAGAAGAAAGCCUUGAGGUCGUGCUACAAUGACAGCCUGAAAACAGCCACCAAACACGCUGCACGCUCUGUGGCUUUCCCCUGCAUCUCCACUGGAAUCUAUGGAUACCCACCUGAGCGGGCUGUGCACGAGGCGCUAGCGACUGUGAGGGAGUAUCUGGAGGAACAUCACGACAAGCUGGACAGAGUCAUCUUUUGUGUGUUCUUGCCGACGGAUAAGGAGCUGUAUAUGCAGAACCUCCCGCUCUACUUCCCUGCUGCCUGACCAAUGACAGCAGCUUAUUGUUCAGCUCCCACAGAGGCCACAGUAAAGAGUAAACUCUAAGAGAGUGGAUUUGUCAGAUUUGGUUGCUGUGGAUACGCUCAACAUCCAGAUUCCUCCUCCUCGCUGUCGUCGCAGAUCAAGACCUUCUUCAGCAGGAGGAUAUCUCCUAAAUAGAUGAUUGCUUUUUUUGAAUUGCACGCUGGCUCUUCUGCAGGUGUUGAUUACUUCCUCUGUUUUCCCCAUGAAUGGUUGAGAGAGGUAUUGUGAUGAAGGUGUGAAAUGAUAGUGAAAAUUCUUAUGAAAAAAUGGACCUUAAGCUGCACUCUAACUUAACCUUUAUUGUCUGUGAUCGCUGGUAGCUUUGCAUCCAGCUAUGAGUUGUGUGUCCUGUGCUAUUUGGAUAUUGGGAUUACAGUGUGUGUGUGAGACGAUGACAAAAGCUUAUUAAAACAAAUCACACAGGC
Molecule: messenger RNA, 1772 nt
Organism: Sebastes umbrosus (honeycomb rockfish)
Lineage: Eukaryota; Metazoa; Chordata; Actinopteri; Perciformes; Sebastidae
Gene: macrod1
Product: mono-ADP ribosylhydrolase 1
Exons: 11
Coding region: 229-1308 (359 amino acids)
Biological process (GO): DNA damage response; peptidyl-glutamate ADP-deribosylation; purine nucleoside metabolic process
Cellular component (GO): nucleoplasm
Molecular function (GO): ADP-ribosylglutamate-[protein] hydrolase activity
Source: RefSeq, a predicted model, not a curated record